CACCGGAAGCCGGAAGUGAGGUAGAGACGUCGACGCGCACCGCUGGUGACCGGGAUUUCAACCUUGCACUGCUGCAGUGAAACAGCUUCCAGCACUUUGAUUAGAAAACCUUCUCCAGUACGAAGCUCAUAAACGCCCGGUGGCCGGUUAAGCUCUUCCGCGUGCUGUGCCAUUAAGAAUUGCGGUCUGUCGGCCUUCCCUGAAAUACAGGUACGGAGUAACGGGACCAGCCACCUCUCCGGUUUCUGUAAUUCGCCGUGCCAGCGUGCUGACACCCAUGCGGACUUUGAACCUUGCUUGGACAUGGAGGAGUUACUUCACCGCAGCUGUGAACUGUGGCCGCGAUUACUCCCCCUGCUCAGCGGCCUGGACUGUGCUGCCGAGAAGGGCUUACUGUGUGGAAGCAACCCUGAGACAGCAGAUGGAGGAUCUGACGGAAAGGGAGAGAAGGGGCCUAGAUAGGCUGUACCAGGGACUGCUGCAGGGUCAGCGGGCCUGCCUGGCAGAGUCCAUCACCCUGGUGGAGACACAGCACCCCCACAAGAAGGUGCUGGCCCAGAUACUGCUGCAGCAAGUCCUGGCCUACAGGAAACGGCAGGAAGAGCUGAAGGGCGGCAAACCGCUGGCUUUCAGAGUGGGGCUUUCUGGUCCCCCCGGCGCUGGCAAGUCCUCCUUCAUCGAGGUUUUCGGGAAGAUGCUGACGGGAAAAGGCCACAGGGUGUCUGUGCUGGCGGUGGAUCCGUCGUCCUGCACAUCUGGCGGGUCACUCAUGGGUGACAAAACACGCAUGAUGGAGCUGUCACGAGACAUGAAUGCUUUCAUUCGCCCAUCCCCCUCGUCAGGCACCCUGGGCGGGGUCACCAGGACCACCAAUGAAGCCAUAGUGCUGUGUGAAGGGGCAGGUUAUGACAUCGUUUUGGUCGAAACCGUCGGUGUCGGCCAAUCGGAGUUUGCGGUUGCUGACAUGGUGGACAUGUUUGUGUUGCUGAUUCCACCAGCAGGGGGCGACGAGCUACAGGGAAUCAAGCGGGGCAUCAUCGAGAUGGCGGACGCGGUGGUGGUGACCAAGGCGGACAGCGAGCUGCUGGUGCCGGCGAGGCGGGUGCAGGCGGAGUACACCAGCGCGCUGAAACUGCUCAGAAAACGCUCCAGAGUGUGGAACCCCAGGGUGAUGCGGCUGUCGUCCAGGACGGGCGACGGCGUGUCGCAGCUGUGGGAGACCAUGCAGGCGUUCCGGGAGGCGGGGCUGGCCAGCGGGCAGCUUCAGGAACGCCGCCGGCAGCAGCAGACCGUGUGGAUGUGGAGCCUGAUUCGGGACAGUGCCCUGCACCUCUUCCAGGAGCACCCAGCGGUGCGGGCAGCCCUACCCCAGCUGCAGGGCAGCGUCUCUGCCGGCGACCUCACCCCAGGCCUGGCCGCAGACUUGCUGCUCAAAGCCUUCACCUCGUCCCAGUGAGGCAGCCCAGGCUCUGUGUCCAGCCCUUUGCAUGUCUCGCCUCUCCGCUUCCUAAUUUAAUAAAUCCAUCAAACAUA
Brienomyrus brachyistius is the source of this 1533-nucleotide messenger RNA. It is a transcript of the gene mmaa, whose product is annotated as metabolism of cobalamin associated A. Gene Ontology annotation, molecular function: GTP binding; GTPase activity. Lineage: Eukaryota; Metazoa; Chordata; Actinopteri; Osteoglossiformes; Mormyridae. The transcript has 7 exons. Gene Ontology annotation, cellular component: cytoplasm. The record is from RefSeq and is a predicted model, not a curated record. Bases 278 to 1456 code for a protein of 392 amino acids.